Messenger RNA from Anopheles aquasalis, 2888 nucleotides. RefSeq names its product bZIP_ATF6 domain-containing protein ATf6 (gene Atf6). Gene Ontology annotation, cellular component: nucleus. Gene Ontology annotation, molecular function: DNA-binding transcription factor activity, RNA polymerase II-specific; RNA polymerase II cis-regulatory region sequence-specific DNA binding. NCBI's taxonomy places the organism in Eukaryota, Metazoa, Arthropoda, Insecta, Diptera, Culicidae. The record is from RefSeq and is a predicted model, not a curated record. Gene Ontology annotation, biological process: regulation of transcription by RNA polymerase II; endoplasmic reticulum unfolded protein response.
AAGCAAAAAAGGUUGCAGAAAGAGCAAAAAUCGCGUAAAUUCUUCCGGUUUCUCUGGUUUCUGGUGCUUUUGGUUGCUUGCAUUCUAAUGUAAAGUGUUCGAGGCACAUAAUGGAGUCGUCCUUGGAACUUCACAACGAUUUUGAUCUUUCGCUGGAGCAUGAGUACCUCUGCUCGGGAAUGUACGAAUCCGGGAUGGAUUUGCCGGCCAACUACGGGUUGUGUGAUUUGCUGCUGCAGCCGGAUCCGCCCUCGUGCAGUGUGGUGAAUGAGCAGACCAUGCAGGCUCUCGCUUCCGGCCAGUACGGCGGAGAGUUCAUUAACCCCGACGAUUUCCUGAAUGACAUCCAUCAAUCGCAGGCUGAGUCAACGGACGGCUCAUCACCGUCGAGCAGGGACACACCAUCUCCGGCCGGGAGUCAGCAAAGUUUUGAGUCGAUCCCAUCAUCCGGCGGGUUCGAAUCCUGUCACGUGGUGCCGAUGCAUUUCGAGAGCCCUCCCAUUUCGCCUCUAGGCCCCGUGAGUCCGUCGCAGGUGUGCCAGCAACAAUCAAAGCCAUGUGGAACGAAGCACUCUGACACCGGUACGAUAGCGAGUGGACGUCGCAUUAAAAUUCUACCGAAAACUUCAACCAACUCAAACGUUACUAAGACGAUUACCAAGAAAACGAUCGUACUAUCCGCGAAGGAUUACAAAGCGCUGAUAGCAAACACGCUCAAGCAACCCACGAACAACACUAUUCUUUUAAAGGCCACAACGACCGCAACCAAUGGACCGAUCGUUCCUGCCAAGAUCGUUAAACCAACAGUUCAAAGUAAGCCAGUUGAAAUACCAGCGGUACUUCCACCGUUAGCGCUCGUGCAGAAUAAAAGUGCUCCUCCAGUGACAAGGCCGGAAACCGUCUCUUCAGUUCCAUUAACGAUACCAAUGAUGCGGCCAUCAGGAACGAGUACUUCCGAUCCACCGUCCAUCGACGAAAAAACGCUCAAGAAACACCAGCGCAUGAUCAAAAACCGCCAAUCUGCUUAUGAAUCGCGGAUGAAGAAGAAAGAAUACGUUUCCUCGUUGGAGGAUCGUAUCCAGGAGCUUUCUAAUGAGAAUGCACAGCUGCGUCAGGAAAACGCAUGUCUGCUGCAGCGAUUGGCGAUACAAUGUUCCUGCGCCGCAAGCAGUAUACUAAUCAGUCAAGCAUCAGCAAAGAAGAUGUCACCUACGGCUCGCAAAAAUACUGCUCUCGUGCUGGCUAUGCUCUUCAUGGUGUCGCUGAACUUUUAUCCCAUCGGUAACCUUUUGACCAACACAAAUGAUAGUGUUGAUCUUGAGCCAACACAAGCCGGUGAUUCAAUUCCGUAUCACACUCGAGGGCUGUUAUGGUCGAACAAAAGUGCGAACAAGUUUACCAACAAAAAAUCCCAGAUUAAUCUGAACUUAACAGCACUCGAUGAGUUGGAAAAGGUGGAAUCCAUCGAACCGUCUUUUACGGCGGAGUGCCCUUUCUACGUAAAUCAAACGGAGAAUAUACGGUUGGCUAGUGAACUGCGCCGAUGGAUCGGUGAGAAUGGAUACAAAAAUCUUACCGACAGCAAGGGCGGAUCGGGAGGUGAUAUGAGUAUCGAUACUUUUGCGAAAAUGUUCCACCUGAAAGAUACGAUCGAUUCGAUGUACCGACAGAUGAAGGACAUCAGUGCGCAAAUGAAGACGUAUGAAAAGCGACAGCAACGGCUAACGCUUCGUGGUGAUAAAAGACAAUCCAAAAGACGCACCACCGAUAUAGGCGGGAACGAAGUGACGCCAUACCGUGGGAAACAUUUGCACAAACCAAACGAUCUGGAGAUAUACUAUCCGCGCAUCAACGUAAAGUAUGCAGAGUUUUUUGAAGAGAUUGGUCGUCGUGAUGACACGUUCUAUCUGGUGUCGUUCAGCGAAGAGCACCUCCUGCUCCCUGCCCUAGCGUACAACAAAACGAAUCGUCCGCGUAUGUCGCUGAUGUUACCUACUGUCGCUGGCGGGGGACCGAUGGGUAAUGGGACGGACACGAUCACAUUGAUGCAGAUCGAUUGCGAAGUUAUGAACACGUCGGUCAUACAGAUCCGGGAAAAGGCUAUUCCCGGAGACCUUCGGCCGCAUUCCAAUGCUCCUAAAACGGCACGUGCGCGAGCGGAGUCCGGAACAGGUGGUUUUGGCCGUAAUGCCACCAACACCAGUCAAGGUGGACGGCCAAAUAGUCAUCCGGUAACGAGAGACAAACUGCAGACAAACCAUAGCACCGCCCAUCGGAAACCAACGAUCCCUCAGCAACAUGGGCAACCAGUUCGACCGUUCUUUGUCGAACGUAUGAAUGAACAUCUGAAAAGUGAGCAUCAUGUUAAUUGAGUGCGAGUGUUGUCCCUUUGUUUCGUUGAUUCCGCUGCCAAUGAUCUCAUUUAAUCAAACAAAAAGGUGCCAAUGAAAAUGCAAGACUAGGAAGAGCAUUAAAGCGCAGGGCGUGUCGUGUCUUUCGCAAUCGAAUAAUUUCCUAUGCAUUCCGUGUACUGUAAAGAUAGUUAGUUGUUAACAAGCAUUUCUUCUUGGUUGGAAGUAGACAAACCGAGCUAUGGUUGUAGUUUGUGCAAUAACAUAUAUUAGUUGUACAAAUAUGUUAGUUGGGUUUACAAUCAGUAAAAGUAGACAAAUCAUAGAGAGGAAUAAAAUAAGGAAUCAAUCAGGGUUAGCAGAAAAGUGAAAGCGAUAAUUUUUGUAAAUGAGACUUCUAAUUCAAGGCAACUAACCUAUGGACUCACGCGACGCAAAGACUUUCAUGGAAUGUGUGGCGCUGGUAUUGGCCGAAGUAAGCUUACUUACUCUUGAAAUAAGCUGUUUACUAACCCUGGCAUUUAUAAAUAAAAAAGU